AUUUUUGAGCGUAGCCGUUUUUGCGUGUCGUCAAUCGUAAACAAGUGGCGGCUGGCAGGAUUAAAUUGUUUAAAAUUUGUGAAUAUUAUACAAUUUCAAACAGUUUUCCUCAACUAAAAAGUGUAGUGUUUUGCUAAUUGAUUCAUAACAUUAUAAAAUCAUAAAUAUCCAGUUUGUUCUUUGUGAAAAAUGAAUAUAUCGACUGAUUUUGGGCCCGAUUCCGGUGGUCGCGUGAAGGGUCUAACGGUUGUGAAACCUCUGGUGUACGGCAAUGUAGCGCGUUCCUUUGGCAAAAAGCGUGAGGAGGAUGGCCACACCCAUCAGUGGACGGUGUACGUAAAGCCUUACCACAACGAGGACAUGUCCACCUACGUGAAAAAGAUUCACUUCAAACUGCACGAAAGCUACGCCAAUCCGAACCGGGUCGUCACGAAACCACCCUUCGAAGUAACCGAAACCGGGUGGGGCGAAUUUGAAAUCGUGAUCAAAAUCCACUUUCACGAUCCGACGGAGCGACCCGUGACAAUGUAUCACAUCCUGAAGCUGUUUCAGUCGCCGAUUCUAGACGGGGAGGUGACCCAUCAGCUAGAAGGGAAGAAGGAGCUGGUGUCGGAACAGUACGAGGAAAUUGUAUUCCAGGAGCCUACCCAGUUGAUGCAGCAGCUGUUGACCAACGUGCAGCCGGUGACCGGCGGCUCGUGGAAGCACGAUACUGAUUUCGAAGAGAAAAAGGUUCAAUCGUUGGAAAACAUAAUCGAGACUAAAGCGAAGGUCAAAUCGGAGAUCACACUGCUGAAAGACAAACUGAAGCUUGCCCGAGAAACCAUAACCAAGUUCAAAGCGGAAAUCGCAAAAGUUCAAGGACAGCAACCGGCCAGCUGAAUAAGAUCUUGCUCUGAGUCACACCGGCACCUGGACAUCUCCAGGCAACCAUGAACGGCUUCACCACACUUCAAACGCACGACACUGACCGCAGUAAUGGACCCAGCCCAACCUUCUUCAUGCUCAAAUGAUUCAACCAGCAGCGCGGUCAAUCAAAUCACUUCCUGCCUGUGUCUGCCUGCGCAUGUCGCCGCACAACAGAGUCACGAUCUUUCAACGAACAUCAUGAACGCACGUAAAAGAAUUUCUACUAGGUAUCCACCACAGCACAUGCAACAGCUGAUUCGUGGUUGGUC
Molecule: messenger RNA, 1178 nt
Organism: Aedes albopictus (Asian tiger mosquito)
Lineage: Eukaryota; Metazoa; Arthropoda; Insecta; Diptera; Culicidae
Product: YEATS domain-containing protein 4-like
Exons: 4
Coding region: 190-882 (230 amino acids)
Biological process (GO): regulation of DNA-templated transcription
Source: RefSeq, a predicted model, not a curated record